Messenger RNA from Tricharina praecox, 423 nucleotides. Its product is annotated as PWI domain-containing protein. The transcript has 3 exons. Bases 1 to 423 code for a protein of 140 amino acids. Gene Ontology annotation, biological process: regulation of mRNA splicing, via spliceosome; mRNA processing. Gene Ontology annotation, molecular function: RNA binding. Gene Ontology annotation, cellular component: spliceosomal complex. Lineage: Eukaryota; Fungi; Ascomycota; Pezizomycetes; Pezizales; Pyronemataceae. The record is from RefSeq and is a predicted model, not a curated record.
AUGUCCAGCGGCGUCGACGCGAAGCUCCUGAAGAGCACCAAGUUCCCGCCCGAGUACUCCAAGAAGGUGGACAUGCAGAAGGUCAAUGUCGAAGUGAUGAAGCAGUGGAUCGCGAAGCAGGUAGUCAAGAUACUGGCCAACGAGGACGAUGUCGUUAUCGACUUCAUCUACGGCAUGUUGGAGGAGGGGAGAUACGUGAACAAGCCCGAUCCUAGGAAGAUACAGCUGAACCUUACGGGGUUCCUCGAGAAGGAGACUCCCGGCUUCUGCAAGACCAUGUGGACGCUGCUGCUGAGCGCCCAGGCCAGUCCGCAGGGCGUGCCGACGGAGCUGCUGGAGCAGAAGAAGGAGGAGUUGAGGCUGUUGAAGGUUCGUGUGCGGUGCGGUGCGGUCGGUGGUGCGGGUGGGAUGGGAUGGGAUUGA